This is a messenger RNA of Pyricularia oryzae 70-15, 1374 nucleotides long. Its product is annotated as diaminopropionate ammonia-lyase. NCBI's taxonomy places the organism in Eukaryota, Fungi, Ascomycota, Sordariomycetes, Magnaporthales, Pyriculariaceae. The record is from RefSeq and is a predicted model, not a curated record. The transcript has a single exon. Bases 1 to 1374 code for a protein of 457 amino acids.
AUGCCAUCGUCCGAGGAAGGGCUUCCCGAACGGCCCCAGCCAGACUCCCACGUGCGUUUGAACGAGAGUUUUCACGAGCGCGCAAUCUUUGUCAAUCGCGCAGCGACGGGAGCAGCCCCCGAAGUCCCAGGCGAUACUCUCAAACGAGUUCAGGAGUUUCAUCGCCAGUUAACCGACUUCGAGCCAACUCCGCUGGUGAGGCUGGUACAGCCCGAGGUUGAUGCACAAGUCUUUGUCAAAGACGAAAGCAAACGUGCCGGGCACGGAUCAUUCAAAAUACUGGGCACAUCAUGGGCCAUAUAUCGUGCAGUGGUUGGAAAGCUAGGGCUGCCAGAGGAGGCGUCGAUGCAAGAGGUGGCAGCCGCGGCCAGGGAGAACGGGGUGGUGCUGUACGCGUCGGGAGAAAUCACGCAUGGCCACGCCGUGGCCUACAUGGCAGAACAGCUGGGCAUCGAGGCAAAGAUUUACAUGCCGAGUGACUGCCCCCUACAGGACAAGCUAGCAGUGGGAGACCAGGCCACGCUGGUACCGGCCGGUAACAACCUGGACCAGGCGCUAAGCGCAGCCAUGAAAGACUCGCUUGGAGACGCCAAAGGUCUGCUCAUCUCAGACUGUGCCAUGGAAGGGUACGAACAGAUACCAAGGUUCAUCGUCGAGGGCUACUCUACAAUAUUCACGGAGCUGGACGAGCAGCUCGAGGCACUGGGAGUUGACCCAAGCCUGAUUCUCGUCCCAGUCGGUGUCGGCUCUCUGGCGCAGGCCGCGGUGAGGCACUACAAGACGGAGAGGCGCCUUGCUGCCCACCGCUGCGCCAUCGUGACGGUGGAGCCACAGGAUGCCGACUGUCUGUACUUGAGCAUACGGGACGAGCAGCCCACCGAGGUCAAGCCGGGAUUCACAAACAUGCAUGGCAUCAACUGCGGUGUCGUAUCCAAGAUUGCCUUCCCGGAGCUGCUGCACACAGUCGACGCCUGCGUCACGGUCUGUGCGAAACGUGCCGACGAAGCCUGCAGAGAAAUGGGGAGAUCGGGAGUCCCGAAUGGACCUUGUGGCGCUGCCACCUUGGCGGCCUUGUGGCGGCUGCAAGCCGCCGUUAUCAACGAUGGCUUUAUUGCCGGGCUCUUUGGGCAGCACGCAAAGGUGAUACUGCUCAACACAGAAGGGACGAGGUUUUACAACAUGCGGCGAGACCAUUUUCGCCAGAACUGUAGCCACUAUAGUCCGCCGGGAGCAGUCAUGGUCAGACAAGGAAGCUCAUUGAUAGUAACGGCCCACCCGACGGACCCGGGAUCAGCUAUAUGUGGCCCAGCUGGAGUUGGGGCUGUAAGGGGUGAUGCAGAUACGGGCACGGGUGUACAUGGCACUGGAUACUGA